Molecule: messenger RNA, 4234 nt
Organism: Bubalus bubalis (water buffalo)
Lineage: Eukaryota; Metazoa; Chordata; Mammalia; Artiodactyla; Bovidae
Product: 1,25-dihydroxyvitamin D(3) 24-hydroxylase, mitochondrial
Exons: 12
Coding region: 1230-2774 (514 amino acids)
Biological process (GO): cholesterol metabolic process; cellular response to peptide hormone stimulus; glucocorticoid biosynthetic process
Cellular component (GO): mitochondrial inner membrane
Molecular function (GO): heme binding; monooxygenase activity; oxidoreductase activity, acting on paired donors, with incorporation or reduction of molecular oxygen
Source: RefSeq, a predicted model, not a curated record
UCUAGGCUGGAGAAUCCCGGGGACGGGGGAGCUUGGUGGGCUGCCGUCUAUGGGGUCGCACAGAGUCGGACACGACUGAAGCGACUUAGCAGCAGCAGCAGGGAUGGGUGAGGAAGAUGGGGACCGAGGCUCGAAGGUGCACAGGGAGGUCAGUGUCCAAAGAGUCGGAAGCGGAGGCCGAGCCCCGCCUCAAGGGCUGGCGGCGCUUCUGCCACCGAUCGCAAAACCACUCGAAGCGGCACCAGCGAGUGGAGCGCCCGGUGGACGACUUGCCCAAGUUAAGACCCGAAAGUGAAAUUACUUCCUCGGGUGCCUUUCACUAAGUCGCAAACCCUCCCCACCUCGGGAGGUGCAGAAACCCAAGCUUCCUCCAACGAGGUCCGUCCGGGCUGGCAGAAACUGGUUUGAAGGAGGCGCGAGGGCUCGGGGCCCCCGGCAGGAGCCCGCAGCCGCCCCGGUCGCACUCGGAGACCUCGGCCGCCCGGCCGUGCGGUUGUGCAAGCGCCGGGCGGCAGCCGCCGGGCGAGGGCGGGGAGGCGCGCAAGGCGCAGCCCCGAUGAACUCCGGCGAGCCAGCCUUCCCCGGGGGUUAUCUCCGGGGUGGAGUCUGCGGCGUUCCCGCCCGGGGAGCCGCGCACCGGUCACCCGAGGCCCGGGCGCCCUCGCUCACCUCGCUGACUGCAUCCUCUUCCCACCCCCAGUCACCCCGCCCCGGGCCCCGCGCCGCUCCCGGCCCGGCCAGCCGCAACCCGGUCCGCCCCACCGAGCGCGUUCAUUGGCCACCCGGGGCGGCCGGUCUCCAUAAAUACAUGGUCCCCGGGCAUGGAGCGGGACAGGGGGAAAGCGCAGCGCCAGCAGCAUCUCUUCUACCCUCCUGGACACCUCCACUUCGGCUCCACAGCUGGAAGUAAGACUUAACACCAACAGGCGAACUCACGUCCGUCUUCCUUCUUGCAAGAGACAGCCAGCUCCCCACUGCGCUCCUCCAGCCCCUGUGGCCGGCGCUCGGCGGGCAUCCGCUCCCUGAGACUGCAGCACGGUGCCGCGUGCAGCAUCCUCGCCCAGCUCCUGACGGCUCUCUGUCCCCCUUCCGCCCUUCCCUCCGCACCUGCUGCUCCGCCUUGCCGCUUUUUCUCUGUGUAUCAAGACCCCGAAGCUCGCCGGCGCCUCUUUAACAAGCUCGCCCUGCCCAGUGCCCACCUUCCCAGGAGCCCAGUGUCCUCCGCUGCCAUGAGCUCACCCAUUAGCAAGAGCCGCUCCCUUGCCGCCUUCCUGCAGCAGCUUCGCAGCCUGGGGCAGCCACCCAGACUCGUGACAUCGACGGCGUGCUCGCCCCGUCGGCCGCGGGAGGUGCCCCUCUGCCCCGUGAUGGAACCGGGCGAAGCGCAGGACGCGGCCACCCUGCCCGGUCCCACCAAGUGGCCACUGCUGGGCAGCCUGCUGGAGAUCCUCUGGAAAGGAGGCCUCAAGAAACAGCACGACACGCUGGUCGAGUACCACAAGAAGUACGGCAAGAUUUUCCGCAUGAAGUUGGGUUCCUUCGACUCGGUGCACCUGGGCUCGCCGUGCCUGCUGGAAGCGCUGUAUCGCACCGAGAGCGCGCACCCCCAGAGGCUGGAGAUCAAACCUUGGAAGGCCUAUCGCGACUAUCGCGAGGAGGGCUACGGGCUGCUGAUCCUGGAAGGGGAAGACUGGCAGAGGGUCAGGAGUGCCUUUCAAAAGAAACUAAUGAAACCGGUGGAAAUUAUGAAGCUGGACGACAAAAUCAACGAGGUCUUGGCUGAUUUCAUGGGUAGAAUAGAUGAGCUCUGUGAUGAGAGAGGCCGCAUUGAAGACUUAUACACUGAGCUGAACAAAUGGUCUUUUGAAAGCAUCUGCCUUGUGCUGUAUGAGAAGAGAUUUGGGCUCCUUCAGAAGAACGCAGGGGAGGAAGCUUUGAACUUCAUCAUGGCCAUCAAAACAAUGAUGAGCAUGUUUGGAAAGAUGAUGGUCACCCCGGUUGAGCUGCACAGGAGCCUCAACACCAGGGUGUGGCAGGCACACACGCAGGCAUGGGACACUAUCUUCAGAUCAGUCAAAUCUUGUGUGGACAACCGGUUGGAGAAAUAUUCUGAGCAGCCCAGCAUGGAUUUCCUUUGUGACAUUUAUCACCACAAUCAGCUUUCAAAGAAAGAGUUGUACGCGGCCGUGACGGAGCUCCAGCUGGCUGCAGUGGAAACGACAGCAAACAGCUUAAUGUGGAUUCUCUACAAUUUAUCCCGUAAUCCCCACGUGCAACAAAAGCUUCUUAAGGAAAUUCAGAGUGUGUUGCCUGAGAAUCAGUUGCCACGGGCAGAGGAUUUGAGGAACAUGCCAUAUUUAAAAGCCUGUCUGAAAGAAUCUAUGAGGCUUAACCCGAGUGUCCCAUUUACAACUCGGACGCUCGACAAGGCAAUGGUUCUGGGGGAAUAUGCUUUACCCAAAGGAACUGUAUUGGUUCUAAAUACCCAUGUGUUGGGAUCCAGUGAAGAAAACUUUGAGGAGUCAAGUCAGUUUAGGCCUGAACGGUGGCUUCAGGACAAGAAAAAGAUCAGCCCUUUUGCCCAUCUUCCAUUUGGUGUUGGGAAAAGAAUGUGCAUUGGUCGCCGGUUAGCUGAACUCCAGCUCCACCUGGCGCUCUGCUGGAUUGUCCGCAAAUACGACAUCGUGGCCACAGACCUCGAGCCUGUGGAGAUGCUGCACUUGGGCAACUUGGUGCCCGGCCGGCAGCUCCCUGUCGCCUUCUGCCAGCGAUAAGAAGCCUCAGGUGGGCAGCAGGGGUGCAGAGUGGCCAAGCGAUUUUUGUUGUUGUUGUUAAUCAAAACAAAAGCAGCAAUUUUGACCCUCCUGCAAGAAGGAAGUUUUGGGCUUCUGCACGACUGAAAAGCAAAGGUGGAAAACCAUGAAACGACACGUAAAGAGCACUCAGGCUCAGACGUCACACUCCGUCUUCUGCACAGUUGCCCCAGAAGCCACACUGUCUGUGUCGCUGAUGGGGUUAAGAUUGCAUCUGGCUCAGGGAAAGCAGACCGAGUGCUGGAAGACCAGGCCCUCCACAGGGAACACACGCUGCACACACGUGACUUACGUAACUGAUGUCGGCACGCCCUGACUGCACAGACUUGCUCGUCUUGCUGUUUCGUCUCGCAUCUUCCAUGACACGAUGGAGCAGCUGGGUGCUUCUCUGUUAGGCAGAGUCACUGCAUGUCUCUGUCCCUGCCAUGUCAGACUCCCCGCUGGAAUCUUCGCUUCUCAAAGUUUACACUUCACAGUGGAAGACCUCCUAUAGCUGGAUUGUCAGUGGCUCAGCGUAAUAUUGGCAAUCCAUUUAUUGUAACUCUAAUAUAACGUUUGGGGAAAUACUGCGUAAUAAUGGAAGCAAAAGUAAAUAUUUGUUCAUAUUAUCUGGUCUCUAUAAAACUUUUUUUUUCUUAUUUUGAAAUGGAAACAUUAUUGAAAAAUUAGAGAAAAUCUCUAUGUUAAGAACAACUUUAAUGAUGUCAAAAUUCCUAUUCAAGGAUGUGUUAGUGAUUUAACAGUGCGUCCUUGUGUUAAAGGAUCCUGAAAUUAUUUAAUUAUGACAUUGCGUCUAUGUAAUCUAUGAUAUUAAGGUGUGGAUCAGGUUUUUAAAUUGUGUGUGUAUUCUAAUGGCAAUUUGCUUACAUCAUUUAAAAAAAUGUGUAUAUAUUAUUUUAUUUAGGAUCUGAAGUUUAUUUAGGGCAAUGUUCUAAAGUUUAGUCACAGCUUAAAAAUACUCGGUGAGGUUCCCUGCCUUAAUUUUCCCAACUGUAGAAUGGGUUAGUAGUAAAGUGUGCAUGCAUUAUAGACUAUGUAACUCAUGGUAUGUGAUUUGAACUCCUUGGGAAAUUGUGAUUUCAUAAAUGGAAAAUACAUACAGAUUUAAGCAAUACUUAUAAAACUUUCUUAAAAAGUAUGUUUACAUAUCGUCUAUGUGCAUGGUUUUACUACUUUUCCUAAAAGCAUACCAUAUAUUUCUGUAUAUUUGAUAAAUAUUUCCCUUUUUAGGUUGCAUCUUUAGACUAUUUCAUAAGUGUACAUGUAUAUCUUCAUACAUGAACAAAUAUGUACAUAUCAUUGAAAUGGGUAUAAGCUUCCUGUUGUGAAAGUUUUUAGAAUUAUAAAUCCACAUGUGUUGUCAGAUUUCUUCUGUAGAUCUUCUUUGAAUUCUCUGAAAGAAUAAAAUCUUUAAAAUACAA